GAGUGUCUCAAAGUCAGAUCUGUGCUCACAGACAGACUUUCAGCAUCAUUUAAACCUUAAUUUAAUCUCUUGUAGUCAGGUUUUAAAGUCAGGUUCAGGUAUUCAGAGACCAUCGUCCUCACACAGUUACAACAAUCCAGGUGUUGUUCAGGAACACGGAAAUGGCUGCUGGAUCUGAGUCGCUCUGCUCGACUUUGCUGUUUGUCGGCCUCUUUGUGUUUGUGUCUGCAGACCAGAAAAACAUCACAGCUGAGUCUGGACAGAACGUCACUCUGACAUGUCGAGCUCCAAAUCACAGCAUCGACAUUGUAGAGUGGAGCAGAGCUGACCUGAAGUCACAGCAUGUCUUUGUAUGCUGGGAUGGUCAGGUUCUUCCAGAAGAGCAGCAUCCAUCCUUUAAGAACCGAGUGGAUCUGCAGGACAGACAGAUGAAGGAUGGAGACGUGUCUGUGAGUCUGAAGAAUGUGACGUUUAAUGAUGCUGGAACAUACGAGUGUCGUGUCCAGAGAGAGGAUGACAGUGUGGCGCUCAUCAGCAUCAUCUACCUGAGUGUUCAGGAGGAGGAACCACAGAGGAUGGAGGGAAGGAGGAAGGAGGGAAGGAGGACAGAGGAUCUGUUGGACUGA
Archocentrus centrarchus (flier cichlid) is the source of this 626-nucleotide messenger RNA. RefSeq names its product coxsackievirus and adenovirus receptor-like. Gene Ontology annotation, cellular component: external side of plasma membrane. Bases 162 to 626 code for a protein of 154 amino acids. NCBI's taxonomy places the organism in Eukaryota, Metazoa, Chordata, Actinopteri, Cichliformes, Cichlidae. The transcript is spliced from 3 exons. The record is from RefSeq and is a predicted model, not a curated record. Gene Ontology annotation, biological process: negative regulation of T cell proliferation; cellular response to lipopolysaccharide; immune response.